This is a messenger RNA of Saprolegnia diclina VS20, 526 nucleotides long. RefSeq lists its product as hypothetical. The record is from RefSeq and is a predicted model, not a curated record. The transcript has a single exon. NCBI's taxonomy places the organism in Eukaryota, Oomycota, Saprolegniomycetes, Saprolegniales, Saprolegniaceae. Bases 33 to 458 code for a protein of 141 amino acids.
GCGCUGCUCACUUGCAGUUUUGCGACCACGUAAUGAACGACAGUGACCACAGCGCGUUCCCCCUCUCGGACGAGGACCAGCUCCAGCGCAUGGCGUGCCGCCGCUCGCAAGUGGCGGCCGACGGAGCGGAGCUUCAGAAGCGCAUCGCGUCGCUGUUUCCGGCGGCUGCCAACGACGAUGCUCCGGCGGGGUCACCGACCGCUCUACGCGCCGGUCUCUUCUCGAAAACGAACCUGCACCAGCAAAUGGCGCAUCACCGGUCGGGCGAGGCGGCCGACGAAGCGCACCUCCAGGAAGGCUUGCAGUGGCUCUUUCCGGACAUGGCGGUCGCCAAGGCAAGCGACGAUCCGGUCGUCGCGCCCAGCGGCGUGUCCGCUAAUGUCCUCGUCGGCGGCUGCAUUGCCGCCAUGGCGAUCGCGAUCGCCUACUUCACGCUCAAGCUCCACGCUGCUUGUUAGCCAACCAACCCCAAGGGCACCACACGUAACUCGUUAAUUCAUGCUCUUGGCAUUUCGCCAGUCUCGAA